Messenger RNA from Botrytis cinerea B05.10, 593 nucleotides. RefSeq lists its product as hypothetical. The coding region runs from base 132 to 401 and encodes 89 amino acids. The transcript is spliced from 2 exons. Lineage: Eukaryota; Fungi; Ascomycota; Leotiomycetes; Helotiales; Sclerotiniaceae. The record is from RefSeq and is a predicted model, not a curated record.
GAACAAAUAAGAAUCAUAACAUUUCCUCAUUGUCCGACAUCAAAGUCACUUGAAACUCCCCCUCCACUACUACUACUACUACUACUACUACUACUACUCUCACAACAAUCUCACCAAACAACCACCAUAAAAUGUCAAUGAUGGCAAAGCGAGAAGCAAUCGUAAUGACCGUUGCCGCAAUCGGCGGUCUCAUCGGCGCCAACGCCUUGCUAAAACCUUCUCCUCACCACAGCAUCAAGGCAGGAAUGGAUUCGCAGUUACAUUCCUUCAAUGCUCAUAUCAAACCGCAUAUUGAGCAAGAUCCUAUGGAUACGAUUUUUGAUCGCACGGCGUUGAUGGAGAGUGUGAAGGAUAAGAAACCUUGGAAUAAGACGUAUGCGGAGAAGGAGAGGCAUCGAUAGAAGGGCGGAGAGAGAGAUGGAGUAAUUUGGUGUUGUUGUUUGGGUGGCUAAAGAGUCGUUUCGCUUGUGAGCAGGGUUUUGGGUCGGCGUUCAAAUUGGAAUUGGAGUUCGAUUCCUUGUCCUGAGAGAUGGAUUGAAUUUUAUGAUGAAUAAUACAACUGAUAUAUAUAAAUGUCUGCAAUGUUUUGACCA